Numida meleagris (helmeted guineafowl) is the source of this 1731-nucleotide messenger RNA. It is a transcript of the gene CDC25B, whose product is annotated as cell division cycle 25B. Gene Ontology annotation, molecular function: protein tyrosine phosphatase activity. NCBI's taxonomy places the organism in Eukaryota, Metazoa, Chordata, Aves, Galliformes, Numididae. Gene Ontology annotation, cellular component: nucleus; cytoplasm. Gene Ontology annotation, biological process: positive regulation of G2/M transition of mitotic cell cycle; positive regulation of G2/MI transition of meiotic cell cycle; G2/M transition of mitotic cell cycle. The record is from RefSeq and is a predicted model, not a curated record.
GAGGGGUUUGUGUUUAAGAAGCCGCAGAGGCCGGGGCACCGCAGCCGGGUGCCGGCGACGGAGGGGGCCCUGGGGAAGGAGCCCUUUGCACAGAGGCCCAGCUCCGCGCCUGACUUGCUGUUUGACACCCCAGAGAAGGAAAACCUCCCUGAGGGCGAGAGCCCCGUGGUGCUGCGCCGCUGCUCCCUCACCUCCUCCAUGGGCGACGAGGAGGAGGACGACGGCUUCAUGGAGAUCCUGGAUGAGGAGGAGAUGAAGAGCGAAGCAGAGGUGCCGCCGGGCAUGGCGAGCCUGCUGACCGCGCCACUGGUGAGGAAGGAGGAGGCAGAGUCGCAGCAUCCCGCCAAGCGCAGCAAGUGCCGGCAGCUCUUCCGCUCACCCUCCAUGCCCAGCAGCGUCAUCCGGCCCAUCCUGAAGCGCAUCGAGCGGCCGCACAACCACGACACCCCCGUCAAAACCAAGCGGCGCCGCAGCGUGGCCGGCACCCCUGGGGAGGGGGCGGUGAUGGAGCCGAAAGCGCGGCUGCUGCGCUCCCGGUCUUUCUGCCAGGAGGAAAUCGAGAACAUGUUGGCCAACGACCAGCGGGAGCUCAUCGGGGACUUCUCCAAGACGUACCUGCUGCAGACGGUGGAGGGCAAGCACCAGGACCUCAAGUACAUCUCCCCCGAAAUGAUGGUGGCAGUGCUGAGCGGGCACUUCAGCAGUGCCAUCGAGAGCUGCGUGAUCGUGGACUGCCGCUACCCCUACGAGUACGAAGGAGGGCACAUCAAGGGUGCCGUCAAUCUGCCCAUGGAGCAGGACGUGGAGGAGUUCCUGCUGAAGAAGCCCAUCGUGCCCUUCGACGCGAGCAAGCGCGUGAUCGUCAUCUUCCACUGCGAGUUCUCCUCCGAGCGGGGGCCCAGGAUGUGCCGCUUCGUCCGGGAGAAGGACCGUGCCUGCAACGAGUACCCGCACCUGCACUACCCUGAGCUCUACAUCCUGAAGGGGGGAUACCGGGAGUUCUUCCCCCAGUACCAGGCGCACUGCGAGCCGCAGGACUACCGGCCCAUGCACCACGCUGACUUCAAGGAGGACCUCCGCAAGUGCCGCCUGAAGAGCCGCACCUGGGCGGGCGAGCGCAGCAAGCGGGAGCUCUACAGCCGCCUCAAAAACUGCUGAGCCCCCUGGCACCCCCUGCCCAGGGCAGCAGCAUGGCCGCGGGUGGGACUCGGGGGCGGAUCUCGCUCUUCCAGCCCUAAGGCGGAGGGGGGAGCCCGAGGGGGGGCCGCGGAAGGAGGCCUUAGCCGUGCUGCAGCGCUCGCUGCCGCAUCCCAGGCGCCCUCAGGGUUCCCAGCUCCGGGCUCUGCCCUCUGCCACGGUGCAGCGCUGGGGCCGCCCCUGCUCCUUCCCCAGAGCGCGGUGCCCCUUCCUGAGCACAGGGGAGCAGUGGGGCUCUACAGAAAGCACUUAACCUCGGGGCACCCCGAAGGGAGCGAGCCCUGGGCUCCGCGUGCCCCGGUACCGAGGGCUGCCCCCUAGUUAAGGCGCUGUAGGGGCGGGGGAGCUCUGGGGCUGCAGUUUGCCACCGCCCUUCGUGCUCAGCUCCCCGGGUGUGUAACCGCGCCGGAGAAUAAAGGGGCCCGAGGCCGCGGCGAGAGCAGUGUCGUGUACGGGGGGGGCUCUGGCCGGGGGAGGAGUGCAAAGAGGACCAGAGCUGCUCCAUCGCCCACUACCAAGACACUCUACUCCUAA